GCUCUUGACGCGUUACUUUAUAAGUUCAAGUUCAAACAUUGAACAUUUCUCCUCAUCCUCCGUUUAACAAGAGAACUCUUGCAAGGCUACCCUCUUCGCCCUUUGUCUAUUUCUUUAUACUCUUUUUAGAGAUCUCUUCACUUAGACGACGACAAUGACCACACUCCAACCUUCCAAAGCUCGUGCCGACAAGCUCGUCGCUCUUCCUAGCUUGUCAUGCGGUCUCUCUUCAUUACCUCAAGCCAAAAGCAUGGACAGCGUGUCACUCCAUCCAAACAUGUACGCGCAGCGGGCUGCUCAAAGUGAAGCAAAGCUGAAAAAUGUCCUGUCCAAGACCGCCGCAUCGCACUCGCAGGGUCCACCACCCAUCCCUGCUUACAUGAACCCCCCUCAUCACAACCCAAAUUCGCCCAGUUCAUCUCCGCCCUUGAUGAUGCGGAAAUCUAAACCAAAAUUCUCGGCCUAACUGGCCUGCCUAGACUUUCCUUCCUUUUAUAUUCUCCUCUGCUGGGAACUAUUGUAGAUCUUGCAUUACCAACAUAAAGCGGCACACCCUCUCAUCGUCCAUCCUCAUCACGUUAUUGCAUAGCAUAUAGACACAUCGCAUACCUAUAUUCAUACCAGGGCAUCUUUUUCAUUCCCCGUGGUUUUUUUUGCUGCUUUUGUUUUGUCACCCAGCCCAGCGCUUCAGGUGAAGAUUGGAAUUUUAAUACGGGUAGCGAGCUUAUACUUAGCCCGGGAGGUCUUUUACUCUGCUACACGUCUAGUCAUCAUAAUUUAAUGGAUAUUGGGUUUGUUGGGCAA
Suillus clintonianus is the source of this 804-nucleotide messenger RNA. RefSeq lists its product as uncharacterized. The record is from RefSeq and is a predicted model, not a curated record. The transcript is spliced from 4 exons. Lineage: Eukaryota; Fungi; Basidiomycota; Agaricomycetes; Boletales; Suillaceae. Bases 155 to 466 code for a protein of 103 amino acids.